CUCUUAUUCCCGGCCUCCUCCGAUCCCCUCCCCGCCAGACGCCACCACCACCGCCGCCGCCGCCGCCAGAAGAGAUCCAUCCGUCCGGCCAAGCCGAGAGCAGAGCGGAGCAGGGGAAGGAAACCGGAGAGAGGGCCAGCAGCCAUGAUGUUCUCGAGCCAGGUCGACGCCUUCUCGCCGUCGCAGUUCACCGCGUCGCAGAACGCCGCCGCCGACUCCACCCCCAACAAGUUCCGGGGCGCGUCGGGCACGAUGCCGCUGACGGUGAAGCAGAUCGCGGACGCGCAGCUGGCCGGCACCGGCGAGAAGGGCGCGCCCUUCGUCGUCGACGGCGUCGAGACGGCCAACGUCAGGCUCGUGGGGAUGGUGAGCGGCAAGGCGGAGCGGAACACGGACGUCUCCUUCACCCUCGACGACGGCACCGGCCGCAUCGACUUCAUCAGAUGGGUGAAUGAUUCUGCAGAUUCUGCUGAAACUGCUGCUAUUCAGAAUGGUAUGUACGUUGCUGUCAUCGGUAGCCUCAAGGGAGUUCAGGACAAGAAGCGUGCUACGGCUUUUGCAGUCAGGCCUAUAACUGAUUACAACGAGGUCACGCUGCAUUUCAUUCAGUGUGUACGGAUGCACAUAGAGAACACAAAAUCAAAGGUUGGCAGUCCUGCGCACACCAAUUCUUCUGUGGGAACUCCAUUCUCCAACAGAUUGAGCGAAGCGGCCACUCCACCCUCUGUGAAAUCCAACCUGGCACCAGUGACCAGUGGAACAAACGGAUCAGAGACAGAUUUCUACACGCAGGUGCUGAAUGUCUUCCGUGAACCGGCAAACAUCGAGAGUGACCAUGGCGUUCAUGUGGAUGACAUUGCCAAGCGGUUCAGGCUACCAGUACUCAAGAUCAAGGAGGCUAUCGACUACCAUGUCGAUGUCGGGCACAUCUACUCGACCAUCGACGAUUUCCACUACAAGUCAGCGUUCGUCGACUAAGCCUGUAACCGGGUGCCCCACUACAAGUCAGCGUUCGUCGACUGAGUCUGUAACCGAGUGCCGCCAUCGCUCGCUAGCACCCGUCCUUAGAUGUGCUGUUUAGGUAGCCCCCUGAAGGAGCCAUCUCAGUGCUGGAGUUUGAGAGAGGCAUGACGCACCGUUAGCCUGAAUGUAGCGAGGACGCUCCAGGGGCAUGUAUUACUUUAAAUUCCUGUCAAUUAGAAAUCGUAUGAGCCUUGAUGUGCUUGUCUAGUGAAAUCAUGGUUAGCGUCUCUCAUGUGCUGCUCUAGGUGUUAUAUGGUUGGAUGAAUUUACAUUUUACAGUCAAAUUUUAACA
Messenger RNA from Triticum dicoccoides, 1315 nucleotides. Its product is annotated as replication protein A 32 kDa subunit A-like. Gene Ontology annotation, biological process: double-strand break repair via homologous recombination; nucleotide-excision repair; DNA replication. The transcript is spliced from 10 exons. NCBI's taxonomy places the organism in Eukaryota, Viridiplantae, Streptophyta, Magnoliopsida, Poales, Poaceae. Gene Ontology annotation, molecular function: single-stranded DNA binding. Gene Ontology annotation, cellular component: DNA replication factor A complex; site of double-strand break; nucleus. Bases 145 to 978 code for a protein of 277 amino acids. The record is from RefSeq and is a predicted model, not a curated record.